Panicum virgatum (switchgrass) is the source of this 1585-nucleotide messenger RNA. RefSeq lists its product as uncharacterized. The record is from RefSeq and is a predicted model, not a curated record. The coding region runs from base 62 to 1372 and encodes 436 amino acids. Gene Ontology annotation, molecular function: protein dimerization activity. Lineage: Eukaryota; Viridiplantae; Streptophyta; Magnoliopsida; Poales; Poaceae. The transcript has 3 exons.
UAUUGCACGUGCUAAGGGGGUUGCCAAUUUCAUCUAUAGGCAUGGGAAAAUUCUUAGUUUAAUGAGGGAGAAGACAAGAGAUGCUGAAAUUGUGAGGCCUGGAGCCACUCGGUUUGCCACUUCAUAUCUUUCUUUGAAGAGCUUGCACAAGCUAAUGGAAGGGGUGAAGGCUUUAUUUACAUGUCCAGAAUGGUAUGCUAGCAACCUGUCAAAAACUAAAGUUGGUGAACGUGUUUAUAACACCAUGCUGUCCAUAGAAUUUUGGAAUGCAGUUGAAGAUUGUCUUAGGGCUUCAGCUCCACUACUUAUUGUGCUAAGGGCUGCUGAUGGUGAUGAGAAGCCAGCAAUGCCCGAGGUUGCUGCACUAAUGACUGAAGCAAAAGAGCAGAUCAAGAAAAGCUUUGGCACUCAGAACAAGAAAGGGCUGCUCAAGAAAAUCUUGGACAUUAUCGAGCGAUGUUGGUUGAAGCAAAUGGACCAUCCAUUAUAUGAGGCUGCACUCUAUUUGAACCCAGAAAAAUUGUUUCCUCUCAUAAAUGCUGAUCAAGAUGAAACUGUUGGGCAGCUAAGGGCCUGUUUCCUUAAAGUGCUUCGGAGAAUGGUAUCAGAUGGCGUUCUUCGAAACAAGAUAAAUGAUCAAGCCAUGGACUAUCAAUGUAAAAGAGGAGAAGCCUUUUCAGAUGAAAUGGCUAUAGAAAACAUCGAAUCAAAGAGCCCUCUUGAUUGGUGGAGUUCCUAUGGUGGCCUUGCAAUUGACUUACAAAGGUUUGCUAGGCGUGUUGUUGGUCUAUGUGCUUCAUCAUCCGGCUGUGAGCGAAAUUGGAGUACCUUUGAACAUAUGCAUACAAAGAAAAGGAAUCGAUUGCUGCACAAGAGAUUGAAUGCAAUAGUCUUUAUUUCAUACAACCGCAAGAUGAAAACUAGGUUUCAGAUGCUGCGUCAGAAGAAGAAAAACAUUGAUCCUUUGGUUAUUUCAGAUUUGGCUUGGGACAAUGAAUGGGCAGAUUCGUUGCAUGAACCCCCCCAAGGUCGUCGUGGUUCUGAUUUAGGUGAUGGUCUCACAUGGGAGCUUGUUGAUGGAGCAACUGGUGCUUCUCAAUCACUCCAAGGUCGCUGUUUUCCAAGGAGAGCUCACAGAAACAGCCGUGGUGAUCCAAUUGUCUACAAGCGUGGUAGAAGUAGAACUGCUACUAUUGAUGAAGAAGAUGAGAUUGAUGACCAGGAGGAGGAACACCUCGGUUCAGACAAUGUAGAGAGGGAACAAGAUGAGGAUGAUGAUGCAAAUGUGACCGACAAUGAGGACUCUCCUACCAAUGUUGCUGCAGAAACGACAAAUGAUGCUCCCACCAAUGAGUUCGAUGAUGGCUAUUGAGAGAUGAGAUCCGAGAGAUGGGAGUUGAGAGAUUUUAGACUUACAGCAUGCUGCUUUUGUGCACUACUUAUAUUGUCUUAUUUAAUGUGGAGUACUAGAGUCUGAAAUUGUGGACUAGAACUACUAUUAAUUAUGUCCACCAGGCUCUAAACUUAUGGGCUGAUGUACUGAACUAAUGAUGUUAGUUAUGCACUUAUGCCGUGUGAUUGUAUU